Messenger RNA from Aethalodelphis obliquidens (Pacific white-sided dolphin), 8303 nucleotides. RefSeq names its product myosin light chain kinase (gene MYLK). Gene Ontology annotation, cellular component: cleavage furrow; lamellipodium; stress fiber. The transcript has 35 exons. Bases 443 to 6532 code for a protein of 2029 amino acids. Gene Ontology annotation, biological process: protein phosphorylation; tonic smooth muscle contraction. NCBI's taxonomy places the organism in Eukaryota, Metazoa, Chordata, Mammalia, Artiodactyla, Delphinidae. Gene Ontology annotation, molecular function: ATP binding; protein binding; myosin light chain kinase activity. The record is from RefSeq and is a predicted model, not a curated record.
GUUUGCUCUCCCACUUGCUCGCUUUCUCGCCGGCUAUUCACCCUCGCCCCGCCCCGUCCCGUGCGGGACUGGCCGCGCGGGCUCCCAGCGCCGCCCAGUCCGCAGCCGGCGGCGGAUUGAGCGCUGAACCUGCGCUGCGCGCCGGUGGCCGGGACGCCCCCGCCGAGCGCCGUGCCUCGGCUCCCGGGCCGCUUUCGCCGCGCGGGUUCUCCGAAGUCCUUGAAGGCUGGCCUCUUCAGUCUGAGGGUGCCCUGAGGAGCAGAGAUUGGAACCUGCAGCUCUGAACAAGUAAAAACCUGUGAGCUUCCAUCCCUGGUUUCCCCGGGACUCCACUCAGAGCCUCUGCAGCUGGCAGCCAGGGGUUUCAAAGGUCACCCUAGCCGGGAGGAUUGGAACCACACAUCCCUCUGACCGGGUGAAGUUGGCUGCUCCGUGCAAGGCCAUGGGGGAUGUGAAGCUGGCUGCCUCGACACACGUUUCCAAAACCUCCCUCACUGUGGAUCCCUCGAGAGUCGGCUCCAUGCCCCUGACUGAGGCCCCUGCUUUCAUUUUGCCCCCUCGGAACCUCUGCAUCAAGGAAGGGGCCACCGCCAAGUUUGAAGGGAGGGUCCGGGGUUACCCAGAGCCCCAAGUGACAUGGCACAGAAACGGGCAACCCAUUGCCGGUGGGGGCCGCUUCCUGCUGGACUGUGGUACCCGGGGGACUUUCAGCCUUGUGAUUCAUGCUGUCCGUGAGGAGGACAAGGGAAAGUAUACCUGUGAAGCCACCAAUGGUAGUGGUGCCCGCCAGGUGACAGUGGAGUUGACAGUAGAAGGGGGCUUUGUGAAGAAGCACGGUCAGCCUCUUGUUUCCAAAGCCUUGGGGGACAGAUUUGCAGCCCCUGCGGUGGAGACCCGUCCCAGCAUCUGGGGAGAAUGCCCACCAAAGUUUGCUACUAAGCUGGGCCGAGCGGUGGUCAAAGAAGGACAGAUGGGGCGAUUCUCCUGUAAGAUCACUGGCCGGCCCCAGCCACAGGUCUCCUGGCUCAAGGGAGAUGUUCCCCUGCAGCCCAGUUCCCGUGUGUCUAUGUCUGAGAAGAAUGGGAUGCAAGUCCUGGAAAUCCACGAGGUCAACCAAGAUGACGUGGGAGUGUACACGUGCCUGGUGGUGAACGGGUCAGGGAAGGCCUCCAUGUCUGCUGAGCUCUCCAUCCAAGGCUUGGACAUUGCCAAUAGGUCGCUUGUGAGAGGAACAAAGGUGGCCAGUUCAGACAUCAGGAAGGAAGUGACCAAUGGAGUCGCUCAGGGGCUGAAACUGGAUGGCUUGGAGGCUGCAGCUGAGAGUAAGAACUGCUCCAGCAUCCAGAGAGGUGGCUCCCCUGCCUGGGCCACGGGGAGCCAGCCUCAGCCCCUGAGGGAAUCUGAGCCGGAGCCAGUGGGGGACUCGCCCGGAAAGGCCCUGAGGACCCCCGUCCUGCAGAAGACUUCCAGCACCAUCACCCUGCAGGCCGCGAAAGUGCAGCUGGCACCGAGAGUGCCAGUCUCGGGUGCCCCGUCUCCUUCCAGAGAAGAGAGGGAGAAGCCAGCUGCUCGCCCUCCAGCCGCCCUCCACGCCAGGCAGUGUGGCCUGGGAAGCCAAGACACUGUGGGCCAGGUUGCUACCAGGAAGGUCCCCACGGAGGGCCAGGGGGACACAACAUUCCCCAAAUUUGAGACCAAGCCCCAAAGCCAGGAAGUCAGUGAGGACCAGCCGGUCAAGUUCAGAUGCGAGGUUUCAGGGAUCCCGAAGCCUGAAGUGACCUGGUUCCUGGACGGGGCCCCCUUGAGGAGAAGAGAAGGCACCAUCGAGGUGUAUGAAGCUGGGGGGACCCAUUACCUCUGCCUCCUGAGAGCCCGGGCCAGGGACAGCGGGAACUACAGCUGCACGGCCACCAAUGUCCGAGGCCGGGUGUCCUGUGGCUGGACCCUCCUGGUGAAAAGGCUGGCCGUGAUGGAGGCGGCCCCCUCAUUCUCCAGUGUCCUGAAGGACUGCACUGUCGUUGAGGGCCAGGACUUUGUGCUGCAGUGCUCGGUGCAGGGGACCCCGGUGCCCCGAAUCACUUGGCUGCUCAAUGGGCAGCCCAUCCAGUAUGCUCACUCCACCUGCGAGGCUGGCGUGGCUGAGCUCCACAUCCAGGAUGCCCUCCCAGAGGACGAGGGCACCUACACCUGUCUGGCCGAGAACACCUUGGGGCAGGUGUCCUGCAGCGCCCGGGUCACUGUCCAUGAAAAGAAGAGUGACGAGAAGAGUGAGUACCUCCUGCCCACGGCCUCCAGCAAGCCCGUCGCACCUCUCUUCCUGCAAGGCCUCUCUGAUCUCAGAGUCAUGGACGGGAGCCAGGUCACCAUGACAGUCCAGGUGUCAGGGAACCCACCCCCUGAGGUCAUCUGGCUUCACAACGGGAAUGAGAUCCAGGAGUCAGAGGACUUCCACUUUGAACAGAGAGGCACUCAGCACAGCCUUUGUAUCCAGGAAGUGUUCCCGGAGGACACGGGCACUUACACCUGUGAAGCCUGGAACAGCGCAGGAGAGGUCCGCACCCAGGCCAUGCUCACAGUGCAAGAGCCUCAGGAUGGCAUCCAGCCCUGGUUCAUCAGCAAGCCCCGCUCCGUGACAGCCUGCCUGGGCCAGAGUGUCCUCAUCUCCUGUGCCAUAGCUGGGGACCCCUUCCCCACUGUGCACUGGCUCCGGGACGGCAAAGCCCUCUCCAGAGACACUGGCCACUUCGAGGUGCUACAGAAUGAGGACGUGUUCACCCUGGUUCUAAAGAACGUGCAGCCCUGGCAUGCCGGCCAGUAUGAGAUCCUGCUCAAGAACCGGGUUGGUGAAUGCAGUUGCCAGGUAUCACUGAUGCUACAGAGCAGCCCUGCCAGAGCUGUCCUGCGGGGAAGGGAGCCUGCCAGCGGUGAGGGCCUCUGCAGCCGGGGAGCCGGCGCUGAUGGUGGUGGCGGUGGCGGCUACGGGAGCCUGAGGCCCAGCUGGCCAGCAGGAGGACAGGGCGGGCCCGACGAGGGAGACGGCGAGGGCGUGCGUGGGGUGCUCACGCGGCGUGUGGAGACGCGGCAGCACACCGAGGAGGCCAUCCGCCAGCAGGAGGUGGGGCAGCUGGACUUCCGCGACCUCCUGGGCAAAAAGGUGAGUACCAAGACCUUGUCUGAAGAGGACCUGAAGGAGAUCCCAGCCGAGCAGAUGGAUUUCCGCGCCAACCUGCAGCGGCAGGUGAAGCCGAAGACCGUGUCGGAGGAAGAGCGGAAGGUGCAUAGCCCCCAGCAGGUGGACUUCCGCUCUGUCCUGGCCAAGAAGGGGACCCCCAGGACCCCUGUGCCUGAGAAGGUGCCACCUCCAAAACCUGCCACCCCAGGUUUCCGCUCGGUGUUGGGCAGUAAGAAAACGCUACCUGCAGAGAAUGGCAGUAACAGCUCUGAAGCCUUGAAUGCCAAGGCAGCAGAAGGUCCCAAGCCUGUAGGCAAUGCCCAGCCUUCAGGGUUUCUGAAAACCGUGGGCAAUGCGAAGCCGGCCGAGACUCCCAAACCCUUGAGCAAUGCGAAGCCGGCCGAGACCCCCAAACCCAUGGGUAAUGUCAAGUCAGCUGAGACCCCCAAACCCUUGGGUAAUGUCAAGCCGGCUGAGACCCCCAAACCCAUGGGCAAUGCCAAGCUGACUGAGACCCCCAAACUCUUGGGCAAUGCCAAGCUGACUGAGACCCCCAAACCCUUGGGUAAUGUCAAGCCGGCCGAGACCCCCAAACCCAUGGGCAAUGCCAAGCUGACUGAGACCCCCAAACCCUUGGGCAAUGCAAAGCCGGCCGAGACCCCCAAACCCUUGGGCAAUGCCAAGUUAUCCGAGGCCCCAAAACCAGCUGGGAAUGAAGAACUUAAGAAGGAGGUUAAGAAUGAUGUGAACUGCAAGAGGGGCCAUGCAGGGGCCACAGAUAAUGAAAAAAGACCCGAGAGCCAAGGGACAGCCCCAGCCUUCAAGGAGAAGCUACGAGAUCUCCGUGUGGUGGAGGGUGAGAAACUGCUGCUCCAGUGCCAGGUGUCCUCUGACCCCCCGGCCACCAUCACCUGGACCCUGAAUGGAAAGACGCUCAAGACUACCAAGUUCAUUGUCCUCUCCCAAGAAGGCUCACUGUGCUCCGUCUCCAUCGAGAAGGCACUGCCCGAGGACAGAGGCUUAUACAAGUGCGUAGCCAAGAACAGCGCCGGCCAGGCUGAGUGUUCCUGCCAAGUCACCGUGGACGCCGCAGAGAACAAGUGUCAGUGCCAGCAGGACAGACCCGUGAGGAAGAGGGAGCAGAGCGAGGUCCAAGUGGGGACACUUCCUCCAGGAGAUGCCCCCACCAGUGAGAACGCCAAGGCCCCGGAGAUGAAAGCCCGGAGGCCAAAGAGCUCUCUUCCUUCCGUGCUAGGAACAGAGAGUGAUGCAACUGUGAAAAAGAAACCUGCGCCCAAGACACCUCCGAAGGCAGCCGUGCCCCCUCAGAUCAUCCAGUUUCCUGAGGACCAAAAGGUGCGUGCAGGAGAGCCUGUGGAGCUGUUGGGUAAAGUGGCCGGCACCCAGCCCAUCACCUGCACCUGGAUGAAGUUCCGAAAGCAGAUCCAGGAGAGUGAGCACAUCAAGGUGGAGAACAGUGAGAACGUCAGCAAGCUCACCAUCCGGGCUGCACGCCAGGAGCACUGUGGCUGCUACACUCUGCUGGUGGAGAACAGGCUGGGCAGCAGGCAGGCCCAGGUCAACCUCACCGUUGUGGACAAGCCGGACCCCCCGGCCGGCACGCCUUGUGCCUCUGACAUUCGCAGCUCCUCGCUGACCCUGUCCUGGUACGGCUCCUCGUACGAUGGGGGCAGCGCCGUACAGUCCUACAGCGUCGAGAUCUGGGACUCGGCGGACAAGAAGUGGAAGGAACUAGCCACAUGCCGCAGCACCUCUUUUAACAUCCACGACCUGCUGCCUGACCGAGAGUAUAAAUUCCGUGUGCGCGCAAUCAACGUCUAUGGAACCAGUGAGCCGAGCCAGGAGUCUGAACUCACAGUGGUGGGAGAGAAACCUGAGGAGCCGAAGGAUGAAGUGGAGGUGUCAGAUGAUGAUGAAAAGGAGCCCGAGGUCGAUUAUCGGACCGUCGUGGUCAAUACUGACCAGAAAGUGUCUGACUUCUAUGACAUCGAAGAGAGACUAGGAUCUGGGAAAUUUGGACAGGUCUUUCGACUUGUAGAGAAGAAAACUGGAAAAAUCUGGGCAGGGAAAUUCUUCAAGGCAUAUUCAGCAAAAGAGAAGGAGAACAUCCGGCAGGAGAUCAGCAUCAUGAACUGCCUCCACCACCCCAAGCUGGUCCAGUGUGUGGAUGCCUUCGAAGAGAAGGCCAACAUCGUCAUGGUCCUGGAAAUCGUGUCCGGGGGUGAGCUGUUCGAGCGCAUCAUCGAUGAGGACUUUGAGCUGACCGAGCGGGAGUGCAUCAAGUACAUGAGGCAGAUCUCGGAGGGGGUGGAGUACAUCCACAAGCAGGGCAUUGUCCAUCUGGACCUCAAGCCCGAGAACAUCAUGUGUGUCAACAAGACAGGCACCAGGAUCAAGCUCAUCGACUUCGGUCUGGCCAGGAGGUUGGAGAAUGCGGGCUCUCUGAAGGUCCUCUUUGGCACCCCAGAGUUCGUCGCACCGGAAGUGAUCAACUACGAGCCCAUUGGCUACGCCACAGACAUGUGGAGCAUCGGGGUCAUCUGCUACAUCCUGGUCAGUGGACUGUCCCCCUUCAUGGGUGACAACGAUAAUGAAACCUUAGCCAACGUCACCUCAGCCACCUGGGACUUUGACGACGAGGCCUUCGAUGAGAUCUCCGAUGACGCCAAGGACUUUAUCAGCAGCUUGCUAAAGAAAGAUAUGAAAAACCGCUUGGACUGCACCCAGUGCCUUCAGCAUACAUGGCUAAUGAAAGACACCAAGAACAUGGAGGCCAAGAAACUCUCCAAGGACCGGAUGAAGAAGUACAUGGCAAGAAGAAAAUGGCAGAAAACGGGCAAUGCUGUGAGAGCCAUUGGAAGACUCUCCUCUAUGGCAAUGAUCUCAGGGCUCAGUGGCAGGAAAUCUUCAACAGGGUCACCAACCAGCCCACUCAAUGCAGAAAAACUAGAAUCUGAAGAAGAUGUCUCCCAAGCUUUCCUUGAGGCUGUCGCUGAGGAAAAGCCCCAUGUAAAACCCUACUUUUCUAAGACCAUUCGUGAUUUAGAAGUUGUGGAGGGAAGUGCUGCUAGAUUUGACUGCAAGAUCGAAGGAUACCCAGACCCUGAGGUCGUCUGGUUCAAAGAUGACCAGUCAAUCAGGGAGUCCCGCCACUUCCAGAUAGACUAUGAUGAGGAUGGGAACUGCUCUUUAAUCAUUAGUGAUGUUUGCGGGGAUGAUGAUGCCAAGUACACUUGCAAGGCUGUCAACAGUCUUGGAGAAGCCACCUGCACAGCAGAGCUCAUUGUGGAAACCAUGGAGGAAGGAGAAGGAGAAGGGGAAGAAGAGGAGGAAGAAUGAAACAAAGCCAGAGAGAAGCAGUUUCUAAGUCAUAUUACAAAGACUAUCUCUCUAAAGCUCAAAAAACCCAAGACAGUAGAAGCACCUAGUGUGAUAGAUUACUUAGGUCAUUUGGGGGUUGAUUCUUCAGCAAUAGUGGUUGAUACCCAGCAGCGUUACUGAGGGGCAUUAAUUUAAAUUAGCUGGCACCUUAAGAUUCUAGUACAGCUAGAUUUCAUUUUGGGAAAUCACCAGUAACUUGCCUGACCAACCAAUUUUAGAGAAAAAGUAACAUAAGGAAGCUUUAUCUGGGCAAAGUCAUAUAAAUUCUCCAACUGAAAGCACUCAUGAAAAAACAAGGUCACAGCCCUGCCCAGAGGGUCCCUGGAGAUGGGGGUCUCUCCCAGCUCCUACUCCAGAGAACCGGGUCUCCUCCAGUCCUGUAGCACUUCAUUCUGCAGGCAGUUGAGCCAUUUUAACUUACGAGGCCAAUAUUUCCAAAGUAUACUAUAGACAUUUGAACUUUUCAUUUCCAUCCCCUGUUCUACCUGCCAGUUUUUCUGGAUCUGGACUUGCCAUGAGUUUAAGCAUUAGGGACAUUACACUUCUUAGAUUCUGAAGACACGUCUCCUGCUCAUGGAUGACUGGCUUCCUUAGGAAAAACAGAAUCUCCUUUCUUCCAAAAUCAGUAGGAAAUCUAAACUUAUCCCCUCUUUGAAGAUUUCUACGGGAACCUAUGGAAAAAAAAUGGAAAAAAAAUCCUUGUUAAUGUGUUUUUCUGAAACCAGGAUUCAUACCUGCGCUGUUUUAGAAUAUCAGCUCUGCAUGUGUGGUAAAGAUUUUUGUGUUUGAAUGUAUGAAAAAACAGUUUGCUGAAAAGUUAGUCUUAAUUAUUUAUUGGCCACUAUGAAAUAGAUUUCAGCUAUAGAACUCCACAUACUUUGGAAUCUCAUUCAGGAUAGUCUGAGUUUAAUAUACCUUCAUUUUUAAACGUGCUCCAGAGAACUCUACUUACCUUAUGGAUUCCACGAGACUUUUCUUCUUGAAUGUGCAUCAGUCAUGCCUUGCCCCCGACCUUGAAAUAUAUUCUUAACCUGAUAAAUGCACUCAGACUUGCAUCUUUAGGAAUUUUUAACUUUCUUUCACUACAUUGGCACUUAAAUUUUUCUUUAUAAAACUUUUUGAAGGGCAUAAACAAAGACCAUAAACUGAUAUGCCUAAUACAUUUCCUCUGUGUGUGUGUAACAUUCCAAAUACUUUUUUCUUUUCCACUGUUUGUAAAGCGCAGCAGUUUAAUAUUUCAAGGGACUUUUUGCGAGUUCCUUAAGAACUAAUUUUAAAUUACUUCAGUGCAAUCCUACACAGUAUCAACAUUAGAAUUUUGAUGUUACUUAGUCUUAUGUUAUCUUCCAUUCUAUUUUUAUCUGCUUCUUGCUGCUAGUUUCAAAUUGCCAGUAUUUUUCUUUUUGCUUUUUAAGCAGUUACAACAUUUUUCAUAUAGCCACAGUAUUGACACAGUUUAUUAUAAUAAAGUGUUUUAAAAUUUGAUUUAGAGCAUUCAAAGCUUUUCUUCAUCACUUUUGAUUGUGUUUAGACUAUAAUCUUUGUGUGCAUGUAUGCUGUAUAUGUGCACGCAUGCGUGGUGUGUAUGUUUGUUUACAGGUUUUUUGAUGCCUUCUUGAAGUUGUGUUAAUGUUCUCCCAGUUUAUUAUGCCAUCAGAAUGGUAAAUGAGAACACUACAACUGUAGUUAGCUCACAAUUUUUAAAUAAAGGCUACCACAGUGCAUGCUC